GCCGGAGCCUGACGGUACUGUGGUGGACGUCCCUGGUGUGGAGACCCCGGGAGUGGAGCGGGACGUGGCAGUCCCCGGGGGAGGCAGCAAGUGUGGAGAAGAAACGGAGCAAGUUCAGUAACUAUCCCGUCUAACCUCUUACUGGUAUCUUAAGGAAUCUUACAAAUACUUAUUUUCAAUUGAGAAAAUGACUGCAGAUAUAGAAGAAAGUACAGGUUGUUGGAAAAGAAUACCUGUCAAAAAGUGGAACAUCCAGUAGUUAAUUUGGAAGUAGUAUAAAAUAAAUAUACCUGUUAUGGUGCGAUUCUGGAGUGGAGUUAACUCUGUAGCACACAGGUAGCUCUCCAAGGAGGAAAAAAACCAAAAAGAGCUUUCUGCUUUUCUAAAUUAUGGAAAUUUUUUGGAAGACGUGGACAUGGAUUUUGAGCCUAGUCAUGGUUUCAUCAGAAUUUCACAGUGACAACAGACUUUCAUAUAGUUCUCAAGAGGAAUUCCUGUCUUACCUUGAACACUACCAACUAACGAUCCCAGUAAGAGUUGAUCAGAAUGGAGCCUUCCUCAGUUUUACUGUGAAAAAUGCUAAACCCUCAAGAAGGAGGAGGAGCACAGACCCUUAUGACCAAGAACUGGCAGCAUCUAAAUUAUUUUUUAAACUUUCUGCCUAUGGCAAGCACUUUCAUUUAAACCUGACUCUCAACACAGAUUUGGUGUCCAGACAUUUUACAGUAGAGUACUGGGGGAAAGAUGGACCGCAAUGGAAGCACGAUUUUUUAGACCACUGUUAUUACACAGGAUAUUUGCAAGACCAACACAGAACAACUAAGGUGGCCUUAAGCAACUGCAAUGGUCUGCAUGGAGUCAUUGCUACAGAAGAUGAAGAGUAUUUUAUUGAGCCUUUAAGGAAUAUAACAGAAGAUUCCAGUAACUUUAAUUAUGAGAACGGUCAUCCUCAUGUUAUAUAUAAAAAAUCUACCAUGCACCAGCAACAUCUUUAUGAUGACAGUCACUGUGGAGUCUCAGAAGACCUCACAAGAAGUGGUAAACCUUGGUGGAUGAGUGAUGCAUCUGCUUUUCCAACUUCAUUUCCAGUCAAUGACACGUUAAGUAGUCAUAGUCGACAGAAGAGAUCAGUAAGCCUUGAACGGUUUGUGGAAACGCUGGUAGUAGCAGACAAAAUGAUGGUGGGAUACCAUGGUCGCAAAGACAUUGAACACUACAUUUUGAGUGUAAUGAAUAUUGUUGCCAAACUUUAUCGUGAUUCCAGUCUAGGAAACGUUGUGAAUAUUAUAGUGACACGUUUAAUUGUCCUCACUGAAGAUCAGCCAAACUUGGAGAUAAACCACCAUGCAGACAAGUCCCUCGAUAGCUUCUGUAAGUGGCAGAAAUCCAUUCUCUCCCACCAAAGUGAUGGAAACACCAUUCCAGAAAAUGGGAUUGCCCACCAUGAUAAUGCGGUUCUUAUUACUAGUUAUGGGUAG
Molecule: messenger RNA, 1478 nt
Organism: Aquila chrysaetos chrysaetos
Lineage: Eukaryota; Metazoa; Chordata; Aves; Accipitriformes; Accipitridae
Product: A disintegrin and metalloproteinase with thrombospondin motifs 6-like
Exons: 8
Coding region: 390-1478 (362 amino acids)
Biological process (GO): proteolysis
Molecular function (GO): metalloendopeptidase activity
Source: RefSeq, a predicted model, not a curated record